Molecule: messenger RNA, 309 nt
Organism: Rotaria sordida
Lineage: Eukaryota; Metazoa; Rotifera; Eurotatoria; Philodinida; Philodinidae
Source: the annotation of a GenBank genome assembly
AUGACUAAACCACCUAUAAGUUAUAUGGGAUUAAUAAUAUUAGCUAUACAAAAUAGUCCAGAUCAAAAAUGUACUGUAAAUGGUAUUUAUCAAUAUAUUAUGGAUCAUUAUCCUUAUUAUCGAGAAAAUCAAGCAGAAUGGCAACGAUCUAUUCGAUAUAGUUUAGUAUUCAAUGAGUCUUUUAUUAAAGUUGCACGAAAUGAGAAACAACCAGGUAAAGGAAGUUAUUGGGUGUUGCAUCCUCAUUUAUAUGAUAUGCGUGAAAAUGGCACAUUUUUACGACAACGUCGUCGUCGUCGUUUUAAAUAA